UUAUAUGAACCAGCAUAUAGAAUUUCCCUUAUUGUCGACCUCUUUUUACUGCAAAAUCGGAUUACCCUGCCGAAUAUUUAUACCAAUCGUGAAUAAUUGCUGUCAGAGUUGAAAGUUGUCAAAGUUGAAUGCCAGUGCGUGUGAACUGUGAAAAGGCAACAUGAAUCGACGUCAUUUGAAAUUUUUAUUUGUACAUACGUUGAUCGUUAUCGCAUUGCUUCACGCCAUCAAUGGUUCAGAGUUAGCGACAAGAUCGGAAAAUCAAAUUGCGAUGUUUGGCACUAAAGAGAAACCUAACUUUUCGUACGUUCUAAACAGCGUGACAACAAAGCCGUGCAUUUUGGCAAAUAUGAUCAUUGAGAUCAAUGUUCCACAUAAAACGAAGGAAAAGAAACCUUUGGUAGUUCCAAAUAGUAAUGUAAUAAUAAAUGGUCAUUGUUCAGCUGUAAUAUCAUAUAUGAAUAUAACUUGGAACGGAAAUGAUAAAGAAAACAACUCAAUUAAAUUUACAUUCAUCAACGAUCACACAAAUUUCUCGCUUUUUUCCAUUGAUCUUAAUAUUUACCGAGAUGAGAAAAAUGUCGAGAAUGCUAUAGACAAGAAACAAUGGUUUAGAGCGACAUCAGAUAUCGAUCUUCGUUUAUUUAUCGCGCCCGUUGAAAAUGGGAUUCAUCGGUGCGAAGAAACGACAUUGAAGGUCGGAGACGGGGAAGUAAUUAUGAAAAAUGUUUCUUUAAUUGCAUUCAACAGAAAUGAUGACAUUACAUCGCGUCAAGACACGCACUGCUCUAAAGGACAGCAGAAAAGUGAAACGUUCCCUUACGUUUUAAAGGACGCGAAUAACAACAAUUGUAUAAUGGCGAGGAUGUCAAUUCUUGUGACAGUACCGUUCAAAACGAAAAAAUCGGAAACGGCGAUUGCAAACAUAGACCUUUCAAAGUACAAAAUUAAUGUCGGCGGAGUUUGUGACAGUAACAUCGCCACGAUGACAUUAACUUGGCCUUCGGCGAACAAGAAAGAAAAUAAAAUUUCGCUUAUUUUCGUCAAAAAGGAAAAGACUAGCGAGCUGUAUAAUAUUAGGGUCGAGAUUUUCACAGACGAGGAAAAUUUUAAGGAUGUCGAGAGAGUAGGUGACCUAAUUUCGAUAGACAGAUACGAUGCUUCUCUGUUUCCGGCACCUGUCGUAAAUGGCAUCCAUAGUUGUCCAAAACAAACUAACAUCACGAGCAUCAGCGGCAACAUAACCAUAAGCGACGUUCUCUUGGUCGCGUUUGACGCCGAGAAAGAUUUCGCCUCGAAGAAAGUGAUUGAUUGUAGAAGUAUUCUUUACGAAGAUGACUUCAACUAUGUCAUAAGGGAAAAGGAUAUGGGCGUUCCCUGUACUUUGGCGAACCUGUCGAUUACUGCGGUUUUGCACAAGGAAAAUAAGGAAAUAAAAUUAGAUGUUCCAGCUAGUGCUACCGCAACCGGUAUUUGUGCUGAUAAAUACUCUCAGAUGGUAUUAAGCUGGCCAGUUAGCCAAAUGGCGAAUAACGUAAAGAAUAAUAUUACAUUUCAUAUCGGUCGAAAUAAGACCCACUUCUUCGUUUCCCAAAUAGCAGCUACUAUCUAUUCAGACGAAGGCGCUGAUGAUAAGAACAAAAUAAAUGGCGCGUCGUAUACUGGCAUCGAUCUGUUUUCGGCAGCUGUGACCAACGGAAUUUAUCAUUGUUCAAAUUCUAUUUCCGGCAUAGAGCUUGGCGACAUUCGUCUAACAAUAACCGACGUUACAUUUAUCGCAUUCUAUACCGAAGAAAAUAUAUAUUCAGCAAAUGUGACGGAGUGUUCCAAGCCGGAGUCAACAACUACAACAGAAUCCAAACCUACAUCUACACCUGAACCUACAUCUACACCUAAAUCUAAUGUACACUAUAAUUAUUACGUAAAUUCUACAUCGGACGUAACUUGCAUUGCAGCAAACAUGUCGAUUUUUAUAGAAGUGCCUUACAAAACCACAGAAAAUAAAGACGAAAAAAGACCUUUGCACGUGCCGAAUAAUGCGAAUGUAACUGGCGAGUGCGAGGACAAAUGGUCGAUGAUGAAAUUAAAUUGGAUCGUGAAUGAAAGUAAAGAAAACAAUACGGUCACGGUGAACUUUGAGAAAAAUGAUUCAAACUAUUUCAUUCGCUCUGUGAAUGUGUCUAUUUAUCUAGACGACCAUAAUUUUCCUAAUCAUAAGGAGAAAACGUACAACGCUAGCACGGAGAAUCUCCAUGAAUUCUCCACUCCUCUGAACAAUGUCUAUAAAUGUUUUCGCAAUACCUCGCUGACUGCCAAAGACGCCAAAGUAGUCAUCACUAACGUUACUUUCAUAGCGUUUAAUACCAACCAGAUCAUCACUUCGCAAUCAGUGAAUUGUGUCGACAAUGACGAUACAAGCGAAAGUAAUGUUGGAGUCAUAGUGGGAGGAAUUAUCGGAGGUCUUAUUGUCCUUGCUGCAAUUAUAUCUCUAGUUGUACGGUACAGGAGAAGAAGAGGAUACUGAGAUAAUAAACAAAAGUAUCGAGUGAAACUAUUAUAUAUUAAUGUAAUAAAUAUAUCUCUAUAUUA
This is a messenger RNA of Frieseomelitta varia, 2589 nucleotides long. RefSeq lists its product as uncharacterized. The record is from RefSeq and is a predicted model, not a curated record. NCBI's taxonomy places the organism in Eukaryota, Metazoa, Arthropoda, Insecta, Hymenoptera, Apidae. The transcript has 14 exons. The coding region runs from base 161 to 2524 and encodes 787 amino acids. Gene Ontology annotation, cellular component: membrane.